This is a messenger RNA of Penaeus vannamei (Pacific white shrimp), 3489 nucleotides long. RefSeq lists its product as uncharacterized. NCBI's taxonomy places the organism in Eukaryota, Metazoa, Arthropoda, Malacostraca, Decapoda, Penaeidae. The record is from RefSeq and is a predicted model, not a curated record.
ACCCAAAAAUCCUCGAGUGUAGACCGAAGACUAUUUGGUAUAGGCCAGUGCAAAUGCUUUUUGACAACUCUGUGGUCAAUAAUGAAAAUUGAAAGAUAGUUGCUGGAGGGAAUUACUAAAUGCGCUCAAAAAUAAGCCUUUACAAGAAAACAACAGUUGUGACAUCACAGUUUCUGAGCCAAGUUUUAUAUUUAUAGGAACCUAAGGAUUUUGAAUACAGCAAUGGCUAAUGAACAGAAUCAAAUACAAGACUCUAGUUUGAUGUUUUCGAAAUUGUUUAGAAUAGUGCAAAGAGGAAAGGGUGUGCAAGAGCAAGUUUUCAGAUGGGGUUAUACAUAUCCCUGGCAUAUUCCCAUUGCAGUAACCCUGAAAGAUCGUGGGAUUGUGCUUAGGAAACAAUUUGUUAGGCAUGAACGUGAACUUCUUGAACAACCUACAGACCUUAGCAAAUUUGAUAUGACUUUAAUGCAUAAAUUGUUGAAAUGUGUUCCUGGCAUGGCUCCUCAAAAUGAUGUAAUUUGGGGAACACCAGGAGAUACCCUGGAGUAUCAUUUAGCUACCCUCAGAAACAUGAGGAAUCGUUUAGUUCAUGAAGGGAAUGAUUUUGAUUUUGAAACACAUUUACGAAGAGCGCAGGAGAUUCAAGAAGUGUUGAAAAAGAUUUUGAUAAAUGCAGCAGAACGUUAUCAAAUUGAUAAUGUAAAAUGUAAAGAAUUGUGCGACGAGCUAGACCAUGACAUAACCUGCAUCUUAGAUUCUGAACAAACAAGCAUUAUAGAAAAUGUUUUUGUGACUGACUUGAAACAUACAUAUAGUAGGUUGUCAGUCUUUUCAUCUCUCUUUAAUCUAUUUAAUGAGGCAAGAACUAUACAAGUUAAUGAUGUAUUUACUGAAAUGAAAAUGACUUUAAACAAAAAUGAAGAUAAUGAACAUCCUGAGAUUAAAUAUGAUGAGUUACUGAUGCUUGUGAAAAGGAAAUUGGAUCAGACAAACAAGACCAAUAUUUUAUUGAUUUUAGAAGGGCCAGCAGGAGUAGGCAAGACAACGCUAACAAGAAAAAUUAUCCAUGAUUGGUCUGCAAAUGAAGACGCCAGUACUAUGAGUCAUUUGAAAGAAUAUGACUUUGUGUUGUACUGUGAAUGUAGAGAGCAAAAUGUAGAAUCCCUCCCUGAGCUUCUUGCAUCUCUCUUGCCAAGGGAAAGUCAGGAUAUUCCAAAAGAAGAGCUUGUAGGAAAGCUCCGGGACAAAAAAUUUUUAUUUGUUGUUGAUGGAUAUGAUGAACUUAACCCAUCAUCAAAGAAAGUUUUCAGGGAUAUCUUACAGAUGGGUGAAUCCAAUAACAUUGUAAUAUUAUGUACAACACGACCCUGCAAAGUGAAAGCCAUCAAAUCAGAGAUCCCAGAGAAUUUUGCAAUAUUAGAUGUGGAAGUUAAAGGAAUCCCAGUAAAAUGUAGAGAAGACUUUGUAAUUAGGUAUAGUAAAGCCAUUGGUUUUGGUCAAGAGGAAGGUAAAGAUAAACCAAGCCUAUUGAGCUUUCUAAGCAGGAGAGAAAUCUUGCAACAACAUCACUGGGACCUGCCCUUGAACUUAGUCCUACUCACGAUUUUGUGGUUUCACGACUCUGAGGCAGUUAAUAGGUUGACCACUGCAACAGAACUUUUUGUAGAGACAUGCAGAUUAAGCAAGAAAAAAGUAGAAAGCCGGCUUUUAGGAGGUGUAAAAAAGAGGAAUAUAGAUCCAAGUGCAACAAGAAGCAAGAUUGAAAAAUGUCUGAAGGUGCUUUAUAAAGAAGCUUUGAUAAGUCUUAUAAAAGAUAACAUUGGAUUAGAAGAGGCUUCAGUAAAAAGGCUUUCUGCUACUUGUGAUGACUUAAAUUUGGAUGGGGAUGAGAUUCUCAGUGGCUUUUUAGUCAAAGAAACUUCUGGUGAUAAUGAAAAUAUCAUCUACAGUUUUCCUCAUAAAGAUUUGCAGGAAUUUUAUGUGGCUAUGUAUAUAAAUGAUGUUCUUAAGGAUUUGAGUAUAUCUCAAAUAUUAUGUGACAUUGAAAUCUGUCUUCAGAUUAACUGCAUACCUGCAGAGUACAUUGAACGUAUACUUACUCCUGUACCUAAUAUUCUGAAAGAAUAUGAAUCUUGUAAUUCCUCUAGGACUAUCAUGAAUGUACUUGACCAAGUAUUUGAGGAAGUUGUUGAAAAUUCAGAGCAAGAAAAGAAAAAGAAAAACCUUAGGGGCAUUUUAGUUCAUCUGGCUGGACUUAUGCAUCAGAGAAGAUCAUUGGAUGAGAAGAGAGCUGAAGAAAUUACUACAUUAUUAAAAGAUUCAGGUGUUGAAAAAAACCGUCAGUGGCUUUGUAUACUCUCACUUAUUAAUUGUGAUGACACUUUGGUUAAAUACUUUGCAGGUAUGAUGAAUCUGACAGGACACAUUAAGAUUUCAGACAGACGCAUUACUCCGUAUACGAGAGUCUUGAAAUAUGCACAACCAGAGAGUGUCUUGAUCACAGUUAGUAGCAGGCCAGAAGAUGUUCCCCUGCAAGAGGCUUUCAUGAGUCUUCAAGAGUCCUGGGAGGUAAAGGUGUGUCUUGAAGAAGACUUUACGAAUCCUACAAGCAUAAAUAGUGACGUUGAUAAAUCUCUACAGGAAAUGUUUCAGAGAAGCAGAGUCACAGGUUUUUGUGGGAUACUUAGUCAUGCUGCUGCAGUACUUCUUCCAAGCCAUCUACAGUAUCUUAGUCUGACAGUGCUCGACGACAAUCAUUAUGAAUUUCUGGUUUUGGUAUUGAAUUUAAUCCCAGAUAGACAACCACGACUAACACAUCUAUGGUUGCAUGUCAAGAGGAGAGUAGCUUUGACGAUGAUGAGACCACUACCAGCAGUGCAGAAUUUGAACCUGACACUCAACUGCACAAAUGAAACAGAAGUUGAUUGGGCGUGUGAGGCCGUCCAAUCACUACAGCCUGUUGACAACCACAAAGGGUACAGUUUUCUUAAGUUCCCGGGUGCUACUGAGAACAUAGCUGUGUGCAGACAGCUGCUGAAUGGCCUGGCUAACAGAGGGAUUAAAGUGCGGGAAGGCUUGGAGUUCACCCCACCUGUGAGUACAGUGGAAAAACAAAGCCUCAAAGACCUCUGCAAAACACAGCUGGGCUGGCAGCUUGAUGUGAUGGAAGAGGAAGAUAUUUGGACAAUUUGGUGGUCUCGGAAAUUGGGAUCAACAUGAUUUGCAGGACAGAUGUUUUAGAAGUACAAAUCCAUUUUGUAAGAGAUAUAUUACAUUUUUAAGAGACUUUUACUGUUACCCAAUUGUAUUAGAUGUUUACAGUAAUAGCAUUUUGCUAUUGAGUCUUGUUGUUUUAUCAGAUGAGAUACAAUUGGUGAUGUGAAUAAGAAUUUUUGGUAAAAAAAGAAUAUAUAUACUGUGUACAUAUAUCAUUGUGUGAAGUGAUGAUUUUUAUAUUAUAUUAUGUGAUGAUUAUAUAAAGGAGAGAAA